Cherax quadricarinatus is the source of this 4152-nucleotide messenger RNA. RefSeq names its product replication factor C subunit RfC4 (gene RfC4). Gene Ontology annotation, biological process: DNA repair; DNA-templated DNA replication. The record is from RefSeq and is a predicted model, not a curated record. Gene Ontology annotation, cellular component: DNA replication factor C complex; nucleus. NCBI's taxonomy places the organism in Eukaryota, Metazoa, Arthropoda, Malacostraca, Decapoda, Parastacidae. Gene Ontology annotation, molecular function: DNA clamp loader activity; ATP hydrolysis activity; DNA binding.
CAUAAACAUGGCGACGGGUGAGAGUGUUAUGGAGGUGGAUGCUGCCAAAAGUUCCAGUCAAGCUGCAGCUGCCAGCUAUAAAGCUUUACAUGCACCAUGGAUUGAAAAAUAUCGGCCUACAACGUUUCCUGAGAUUGUUGGAAAUGAAGAGACGGUUGCAAGACUGGAGGUGUUUGCUAAGCAGGGCAAUGUUCCCAACAUUAUUAUUGCAGGGCCUCCGGGCGUUGGCAAGACGACGACGAUUUUAUGCUUAGCUCGGGCUCUUCUGGGUAAUAGUUUUCGAGAAGCUGUGAUGGAAUUAAAUGCAUCGAAUGACCGUGGGAUUGAUGUUGUGCGAAAUAAGAUCAAGAUGUUUGCUCAGCAAAAAGUAACUCUUCCCAAAGGAAAGCAUAAAAUUAUUAUCCUAGAUGAAGCUGACAGUAUGACUGAUGGUGCACAACAAGCACUAAGAAGAACUAUGGAACUAUAUUCCAAUACAACUCGAUUUGCAUUAGCUUGCAACUCUUCAGAAAAAAUAAUUGAACCGAUCCAGUCACGAUGUGCUAUGCUGAGGUACUCCAAACUCACCGAUUCUCAGAUACUUGCUAAAAUUUUGGAAGUCUGCUCAAAAGAAGAUUUGAGCUACACAGAAGAUGGUCUUGAAGCAGUGGUCUUCACUUCACAAGGUGACAUGAGACAAGCACUUAACAACUUGCAGUCCACAGCACAAGGCUUUGGUCAUGUGUCUUCAGAUAAUGUAUUCAAGGUAUGUGAUGAACCUCACCCGAUUUUAAUCAAGGAGAUGAUUCAGCACUGUGUUAAAACAAACUUUGACGAGGCUUACAAGAUUUUAGCUCACCUCUGGAAGUUGGGUUACGCUUCUGAGGAUAUAAUUAGCAAUAUCUUCCGAGUCUGCAAGAACAUCAAUAUGGCAGAGUUUCUUAAGCUAGAAUUUAUCAAGGAAAUAGGCUACACUCAUCUGCGUAUAGUUCAGGGAACAUCGUCACUUCUCCAGUUGUCAGGACUUUUAGCCAGAUUGUGCUCCAAAUCUCUCGAACCUCUGAAAAUAUAAGACUUUCCAGUGAUAUACACAUGCAUCUGUAUUUUAGCUAACGUAAUUGUGUUCUUUUGGGUAAUACUUUGUAUGCAUUAAACUUCAGAUGAUUAUGUAAAAAAGAUACAUUUAAUAUACAUAUAGUACUGUAUUCAGAUGUAUACAGAAAAAUGCUGGAAGGAACUAAUAACCCCUUCUCCUGAAUAAAUUGCUGAAUUUAAAAAGAAAAACUUUCGUUUUUCUUUUUAGGUCACCCUGCCUCGGUGGUAUACGGCCGGUUUGUUAAAAAAAAAAAGAGAGAUAAAAACUGUGGAAGCUAACAUGAAAGGCUGUGUGUUAGUUUGCAUGUCUUUGAACCUAAGUUUUCUCUGCAUUUUUAGGUGAAAUAAAUUGGAAAUGCAGAAUAUUUUAUGGUACAUUGCAUUAACCUUGUAAUUAAUUAGGAGUGCAUAUAUAUUUAAUGUUUUAUGAGUUAAUUAUUCCUUGAAAGUACUCCUGAUGGUUUCUACAAUUUUCUUAAUACACCUACCAUCCGACUUACGACCGAGUUCGGUUCCGAGAAACCGGUCGCAAGUCGAAAUGGUCGUAAGUCGAACUUUACUACUGAAUAUCAACAAAACAUUUUUGUAAUGACUUUAUUUUAUUGUUUUAUUUUGGUAUUUCAUGUUUUACUUUACUCUUUAUGUUGUUAGUACUGUAUUUUGUACUGUAAGGUUUAGGAUAAACACUGUGUACAACACAAAUAGUUGUUUAUUUCCCAGAAAUUUGGCAUAAAAAACACGGUCGUAAGUCGAGUGGUCGUAAGUCGAACAGGUCGUAAGCCGGAUGGUAGGUGUAUUUACAUUAGUGAGAGCGUUUUACAAAUUCUAUGGUUAUACAUAUUAGCUUGCAAAUUCAUUUUUAUUAAUAUAUUAUUUUAUAUAUUGGUUUAUAGUAAUUGGUUGGUGGAAGAGUAGCUCCUCGCUCUAGUUAUUUUGUGUGUACACUGCCUACCAUCUUCCAUGUCAAGACUAGUCCACAAUUUAUGGAUGAACGAUUAAUCCUCCUCCAUCCCUUGUGCUCAUCAAUGGGUCUAGUACUUGGUGUAAUUUUUUACAGUAUGUUUUAAUUUUCUCCUAGGUAGUAGUUUGGUAGACAGGGAGGUACUGCCGUCCUGCUAAGUGAGUGUAAAACGGAAACCUGUAAUUGUUUUACAUGAUGGUAGGAUUGCUGGUGUCUUUUUUCUGUCUCAUGAACAUGCAAGAUUUUCAGGUACAUCUUGCUACUUCUACUUACACUUAGGUCACAUUACACAUACAUGUACAAGCUUUCUUCUUUUCUUUCAACAAACCGGCCGUAUCCCACCGAGGCAGGGUGCCCCCCCCCCCCCAAAAAAAAAAAAAAAAAAAAAAAAACGAAAGUUUCUCUUUUUAAAUGGGAGAAGGGGUUACUAGCCCCUUGCUCCUGGCAUUUUAGUCGCCUCUUACAAAACGCAUAGCUUAUGGAGGAAGAAUUCUGUUCCACUUUCCCAUGGAGAUAAUAGGAAAUAAACAAGAACAAGAACUAGUAAGAAAAUAGAAGAAAACCCAGAGGGGUGUGCAUAUAUAUGCUUGUACAUGUAUGUGUAGUGUGACCUAAGUGUAAGUAAAAGUAGCAAGACGCAUCUGAAACAUUGCAUGUUUAUGAGACAGAAAAAUGGACACCAGUAAUCCUACCAUCAUGUAAAACAAUUACAGGCUUUCGUUUUACACUCGGCAGGAUGGUAGUACCUCCCUGGGCGGUUGCUGUCUACCAACCUACUACCUAGAACAUGUACAAGCAUAUAUAUGUAUAUACAUACCCCUCUGGGUUUUCUUCUUUCUAGUUCUUGUUCUUGUUUAUUUCCUCUUAUCUCCAUGGGGAAGUGAAACAGAAUUCUUCCUCUGUAAGCCAUGCGUGUCGUAAGAAGCAACUAAAAUGCCGGGACCAAGGGGCUAGUAACCCCUUCUCUUGUAUAUAUUACUAAAUUUGAAAGGAGAAACUUUCGUUUUUCCUUUUGGGCCACCCCACCUCGGUGGGAUACGGCUGGCACGCUGAAAGAUGAUGAUGAAGUUUAAUUUUGUACAUAAGAGCAUUUGUCGGUACGUUACAUUUUCUUCUGUUUCUCUCUCAAUAGUUGCUGUUUGAUGCUCUUUAUUUAUUUUUAAUGUGCCUUUGCCUUUUCUUUUCUUUUCUCUUUUUUUAUGAACACAUCGGCCAUUUCCCACCAAGGCAGGUGUUAAUUUAAGCAGAGGCAUUCCUCAGUCUUAUCACUCAGUUGUUGUUCAUUAUAAAGUAGCGACAAUUACUACUAUUAAAUAAGAUAAUCGGAACAUUAUAUGGAACUAUUUGCAGUUAGUGGGAGAGCCAGUAUGUUGAAAAAAAAAAACGUUUAAAGGUACUUCCCACCUUGAUUUCUUUUAAACACAAAGACCCGCUCUUCAUGUUUCUUUCCCUCUGCUGUCAACACUACAAUGUUAUUUGUUGCUUGUGACCCACAUGUGUUUGACUUAAUAAUAAUACUUUUCAAAUGGCUUGAAUCCCAAGGAAUAUGAAAUAUCUGCAGAAUAUUUUUCAUUUGGCUGCCUUUUCAAAAAUAUAAUUUCUAGAGACACUUACGAUAUUUUUAGAUAUAAAAUGGAAAAUUGUACAUAUAAAUUUUAAAUCUUCAGACUCUCUGAUUACUGAGAAGUUUCUUGAAUAGAUGUUUAUGAAGGAAGACACUUUACCAUUCAUGUUCACUCAUUUUAAGUGUGUGAUUCCCAUUAAUAAUUAAACUUAUAAAUACCAUAACUCACAUCUGUCUUAGUUCAUAAAUCAGCCAUGUAGGCAAAUUGAUUUACAUAACUUACAAAGGCAUUAAUAUACAAUUAUUUAUAGCCUGCUGAUGGAAUAACAAAAAAAUCUGUACAACCCUAGGUAAUAAAUUACCAGGAAUAAAUGAUGUAUGUACUAGUGUAUCAUAAAGUUAAUAAAUAUUUUAGAUUUUUUUUCAUAACUGUACGUGUAAUAGAAAUUUGUGCCAAAAAAUUUUCUUGGCUUCCAAAAAGUAAAAUGAAUUAAUGAGAUUUUUUCCGGGUCUUUGUAAUAACAUUUUUUGAUUAAAUAUUAUUUUGUGUAGA